This is a messenger RNA of Salvelinus sp. IW2-2015, 1812 nucleotides long. The record is from RefSeq and is a predicted model, not a curated record. Lineage: Eukaryota; Metazoa; Chordata; Actinopteri; Salmoniformes; Salmonidae.
CGAUAUGGAAAGCCAACUCCUACACGCACUUAUGUCACCCGUUAUUUGAACACGAGCAGUCGCAACAAGUUUCCAUUASUCUGACAGUGAUAACACUCAACAUACCACCGGAGGAUAGUUGGUGCUGUUAGAGUCGCUGAAUACUAAGACUAAUAGUUAUACUUUUUUUUACAAUUUAAACUGUUUUGAAUUUCAUCAAACAUGGACYUCAAAGUAGAGAGGAGUACGAUGACAGAGUUCUGGAAGGAGCACAGCCGGCAGGCCACGGUUGAGGAAAUGAUGUUGGACUCUCAUGCCCAGGAGCUGACCCAGCACGAACUGCCUGAGAUCCUCUCCCUGCUGCCCAGCCUGUCCGGCCAGAGGGUCCUGGAGCUGGGCGCCGGGAUCGGGAGGUACACCAGCCACCUGUUGACCCAGGCCAGUCACGUGACAGCGGUCGACUUCAUGGAGAGCUUCGUGGAGAAGAACAGACAGGACAACAGUCACUAUAGCAACGCCUCCUUCCUCCAGGCAGACGUCACCAAGCUGGACUUCCCCAAAAACAGUUAUGACAUCAUCUUCUCCAACUGGCUACUGAUGUAUCUGAGUGACGAGGAGCUGACGUCACUAACAGAGAGGAUGCUGGGAUGGCUCCGCCCCGGAGGAUACCUGUUCUUCAGGGAGUCCUGCAACUACCAAUCAGGUGACAUUAAGAGGACAUUUAACCCCACACACUACAGAUCGUCGGCCCACUACAGUCACCUGAUGACAACAACACUGCGGGAGGAGUCAGCGGGGGCGGAGAAGCAGGUGUUUGGCUUUGACAUCGUGCUCAAUAAAACUGUGCAGACAUACAUCAAGAUGAAGAAAAACCAAGAACCAGAUUGUUUGUUGGUAGCUAGCUGGACUGAAGGCCUUUCGGCGUGGAGGUCGCUGGGUCUGAACCUGUCAGCCAACAUGGUGGAUAUCGCCAUAGAAGAGGCCAUGGAGGAGAACCUUCCAUCGGUCCAUUUCGAGGUGGCUGACGCCACUAAGAGAGAGUUCCCAGAAGGGUCGUUUGAUGUGGUSUACAGUCGAGACACCAUCCUGCACAUCGACGACAAAUUGGCACUGUUCAAACGCUUCCACUCGUGGCUGAAGCCCGGUGGCCAGGUCCUGAUCACUGACUACUGCUGUGGAGAGAAGCCCUGGACUCCUCAGUUCCAGGACUAUGUCAAACAGAGAGGUUACAUUCUCUACACCCCACCACAGUACGGCAAGUUCCUACAGCAGGCAGGUUUCUCUAACGUACGUGCCGAGGACAGGACAGCCCAGUUCACGCAGGUGAUCCAGACAGAGCUGGAGAGAGCAGCGGCCAUGAAAGACGAGUUCAUUAAGGAGUUCUCAGAGGAAGACUACCUGGCCAUUGUCAACGGCUGGAGUGACAAACUAAAACGCUGCAACACUGGGGACCAACGCUGGGGCCUAUUCCACGCAACAAGGAACUGAGGAGAAAAGAUAGGAAAAUAUCCCUUCAGGAGGGAGAGUUCAGUGCCUGGGCCCAGCCACGCUGCUUUCAGAUCAACUAGAGGAGAUUACCAGGCGCCAGUACGCCAAAAUCUGAGAUUACAUACACUGAGGCAAUUACAGAUUGUCAAGUAUUUUAUUUGAAGUGAGAAAUUGUCACUAUCCAAGGACCAGUCUAYCUUUAGUUUUUAUCUUUAAUAUCUAUUGAUUGAGAGGUGAAACGGAUUCCUGUUUCUUACUUUACUUUUAAUUACCUUUUAUUUAACCAGGUAGGUCAGUUGAGAACAAGUUCUCAUUUACAACUGCGACCUGGCCAAGAAUAAAGCA